AUGGCGAAUCUCUCUGGAGUUGAGAACAUGCAGAAGAAGUUGGUAGGGAGCCUGACACAUAAGAUGACAGAAUUUGAAGACAGGCUAAAGGCUGCAUCAAAUCCUACUAACUUAACACUUCUGCAACUACAAAAUGAAUACUACACCUUCAAGGAAUUGGUCUCGUCUGUGUUGAAACUUAUGCAGCAACAGAUUCAGGAGUGUGUUGAAAGUUUGGACUACAUCAAUAUGCAUAAACGAAGGAAAGCUCUGGUUUUCAACGGCAUAGUGGAGUCCUCGAAUGAAAACAUUAUGCAAAAAGUUCUGCCAUUGCUGCAUGAGAAAAUGGGCCUCACUAAUAUUGAUAACUCAUCCAUUAAACAGUGCUACAGACUUAAUGCUCCACUUGGAAACCGACCAAGGCCCGUCAUUGUGUACUUUUGUGAACAUCAUAUAAAAAAUCAAGUUUGGAAUGCAAAGUCGAAAUUGAAAGGUUCAGCUAUUUCUGUAAGUGAGUUUUUGACUAAAACCAGGCAAUCUAUACUUAAGAAUGCCCGUAAUCAUUUCGGCAUGAGGAAUGUCUGGUCCUAUGAUGGUGCAAUUUAUAUUAAACUAGCUGAGGGACGUGCCAAAAUCACCUCGCAGUUAGUGUUGGAUGACUUAAUAGCUAAAUUUCCAGAUAUAAAUUUAUCUUCUGUCGCUGCAGAACCUCCAAGUACAUCCCAGGUUAAACAAGUGGCUAAUGCUUCUCCCCCAGUCCAGUUGGAAAAAGUGCAGCGUCUACAGCCAACUUCGGUGGCAUCAGGAAAUGCUAUGAAGACUAGACGAUUUGCAACCAAAAAG
Messenger RNA from Iphiclides podalirius (scarce swallowtail), 822 nucleotides. NCBI's taxonomy places the organism in Eukaryota, Metazoa, Arthropoda, Insecta, Lepidoptera, Papilionidae. The record is from the annotation of a GenBank genome assembly.